This is a messenger RNA of Chenopodium quinoa (quinoa), 2152 nucleotides long. Its product is annotated as sugar transporter ERD6-like 5. The record is from RefSeq and is a predicted model, not a curated record. The transcript has 17 exons. NCBI's taxonomy places the organism in Eukaryota, Viridiplantae, Streptophyta, Magnoliopsida, Caryophyllales, Amaranthaceae. Gene Ontology annotation, molecular function: sugar transmembrane transporter activity. Gene Ontology annotation, cellular component: membrane. Gene Ontology annotation, biological process: transmembrane transport; carbohydrate transport. Bases 267 to 1796 code for a protein of 509 amino acids.
ACAAAUACGAAUAAUGCGUUACAGUUAUAACAGAUAUAAUUGUGAACAAAUGGGAAUAGCCACAAACAACUAACUUGUUAGAAAGAUCCAGUAUUGAAGUGGUCCACCAGACAAUUAUAACAGAUGAGUAGCAUCUAUCAAUAAUUUAUUACUCCGUAUUUCAUACCCCAAAUUUAGUAACAAACAAUUAAUAAUUAAAAUUACAAAAUAAAAAAAAGAAAAUAAAAUUUUUAACAGAACAUCAGUUUCAGACUCUGGAAAAAAAAAUGAAGGAAGAAAUAAGUAAACAGCUCUUACAGCAUGAUAAUAAGAUAGAUGAUGAAGCUGAUGAUGCGGAGCCAGUAGAAGCAGCAAUGGAUUCGUUGUUGUCGUUGAUCACUCCAAUGCUGCUUCUCUCCGCUUUCAUUGCAGUUUUGGGUUCAUUUUCAUGUGGUUUUAUUGUGGGAUAUACAUCACCGGUGCAAGCUGAGAUCAUGAUGAAACUUGAUCUUUCAACUGCCCAGUAUUCUCUCUUUGGAUCAAUGGUUCCUAUAGGAGGGGCAUUAGGUUCUGUAGUAUGUGGCAAGUUAACGGAUUAUCUAGGUCGUAAACAUGUACUGCAACUAACUUCUGUAGUUUACAUCUUUGGCUGGUCUGCCAUAUCAGUAAGCCAGGGUGCAAGGCUGCUCGACUUGGGUAGAUUGAUGUUGGGUGUUACUUCAGGCAUUUCAGGAUAUGCUAUUCCGGUGUAUAUAGCAGAAUUUACUCCCACAGAACUUCGAGGAGGGUUUGUGAUUCUCCAUGUGUUAAUGAUAACAGUCGGAGUAUCAACAGCAUUUCUCAUAGGACAAGUCACCUCUUGGCGUACCUUAUCUUUGUUUGGUAUUAUCCCGGGUUUUGUACAGAUAGUUGGUUUAUUCUUCAUUCCAGAAUCUCCUAGAUGGCUGAUGAUGAUGAGCAAAAACAAGGAGUUCGAAGCAUGCUUACAGUGUCUUAGGGGAGAUUCUGUCGAUAUCUCUCAGGAAGCAGCUGAUAUAAGGAAAUCUGCUAGAGCCCUUCAUCAAAUGAAAAAAGUUGGCAUCACACAACUAUUUCAAAGGAAAUAUGCUUAUGCACUCACAGUGGGAAUCGGUCUUUCAGCACUUCCUGCCCUUGUUGGUUUAAACGGGAUCAUAUUCUAUGCCAGUUCUAUCUUCGAUUCAGCUGGAUUUUCAGUAAAACUGGGAACAUUGGCACUGGCCUUAUUCCAGCUCCCAAGUGUGGCUUUCGGUAUAAUUUUGAUGGAUAAAUGUGGGAGGCGGCCUCUUAUUAUGGUUUCAGCAGCCGGUCUUUGCUUAGGCUGUUCACUGACAGGGCUCGCAUUUCUGUUUGAGGACCGUCACUUUCUGAGUGAUUUCAGUCCUUACAUUGCGCUUAUUGGCAUACUGAUCUAUGUUGCUUUAUAUCCAAUAGGUAUAGGUGGAGGAUCUGCUAUAAUUAUUUCCGAGAUAUUUCCCCUGAACAUAAAAUGGUCAGCAGGCAGUAUUGCUGCUGUAGUAACAAACCUAUCAUCAUGGAUCGUUUCAUAUGCUUUUAACUUUUCUAUGGAAUGGAGUUCAUCAGGUAAAAUGUUCCAUCUUCUUUUCAUUUUUACUCACAAAUCAUUUUUUACCUUACAAUGUUCACUUAAUAAAAUCAUCUGCAUUGUCUUAGGGACAUUUUUCGUGUUAGCGGGUGUUUGUGUGUUUACACUGAUAUUUGUGGCGAAGCUGGUGCCAGAGACAAAGGGAAGGACUCUUGAAGAAGUUCAUAUGUCAAUGAGUGAUGUUUGGCAAUGAUGUAACAUGUACUUUUAUUAAGCUAAAGUUCAAUUACUUUCAUCACCAAGUAUAGUUCAAAUUUAUUUGUAAAAAAAGAAAGAAAAGAAAAGAAUUGAACUUAGAAAGAUUGAUGAUGAAUUAUGCUCUACCUAUGUUCGUUUUAAGUUUGUUAUGAAGGAAAAAAACUCAUCAUCCCGACAUCUGUUAUCUAUUGAGCCAAUUACCAACAUCUUAAAAUCUUAGGGGUCGUUUGGUUGGGGGGUAUUCAAGAAAGGGAAUAGGAAUCAAUCACCCCGAUUUCCUUUGUUGUUGUUUGUUAAGCACUUUCUUUCAUUCCCUUUACCCCCUUCAUCCCCCAAAUCCCUCUAACUUCA